Molecule: messenger RNA, 945 nt
Organism: Diaporthe amygdali
Lineage: Eukaryota; Fungi; Ascomycota; Sordariomycetes; Diaporthales; Diaporthaceae
Product: low affinity iron transporter
Exons: 2
Coding region: 1-945 (314 amino acids)
Biological process (GO): transmembrane transport
Source: RefSeq, a predicted model, not a curated record
AUGUUCACCUACAAGCGACUCAUUGAUGCUCUCCGUGCCCCCGGUGUCAAAGGUCCUAUCAAAGAAGCUGCACUAACCCAAUAUGUCCUGUUGAUAACUCCGAGCCCCGCAGGAAAAUACGCUGCCCUCGCCGAGCCUGUCCUCAAUCAACAUGCUAUGAAAUUUGCCGCUAAGCCCAAGGAACGACCUGGCCUCCUCACAUGGGCUUUCCUGGGUAUUUCGUAUAGCAAUUCGCCAGAGUGGGCAGUGGUCAUCUCGGACGUCCAAGCAAUUGUUAGCUACGUAUUCGACUCGAGUCUCAUGCGCCAACAGCUAAACGCUUACGACACACAUCUCCGCGCUUCUGCAGGUUUGAGGUCCCGCUCCCUGAGUCACCUCAGGAUGCUCGGAUAUAUCAUGAGAAGUGAUCGCUGGAGGACUAUCGACCGAACGCGCUUCGACAGCUCCGAACAAAUCGGGUUUGCCUCAGAACUCCCUGCUGAGACUUGGGUUGGACACAUAUGUACGCUUGCUUCCAAGGCCAUGGGCCAUAUCAUCACAGUGGGCUUGUUCUGGGCGGGUAUAUUCGUCUGGCUUGGGUUCGGGAAAACUAUGGAAUGGAGCAAUAGCUGGCAACUCUACAUCAACUCGGCCACGUCCGCGUGGAUGGUACUUAUCUUCGCUUUUCUGGCCAACAUUCGAGAGCGCCACGAACGCUACAUGGGGAAACGUCUGACUCACAUCUUCGAGGCCGACUCUGCGAUCGAGCUCAAGCUGCGGAUCAUCACUGGCGACGCCACCCACAACCCUACUAUUGUCAUCCCGGGACCCAAGGUCAGCAGGCUUCAGAGGGCCAUUUUUUACUAUGCCGACCUUGUCGGGACUCUUGUCGGCAUCAUAAUCCUGAUCGUGGUCCUUGUGGUCUGGCUGUGCAUCGGCCCGGUCAUGGCGUUCGAUUCCAACUAG